This is a messenger RNA of Pimephales promelas (fathead minnow), 4992 nucleotides long. RefSeq names its product leucine zipper-EF-hand containing transmembrane protein 1 (gene letm1). Gene Ontology annotation, cellular component: mitochondrial inner membrane. Gene Ontology annotation, molecular function: calcium ion binding; ribosome binding. Lineage: Eukaryota; Metazoa; Chordata; Actinopteri; Cypriniformes; Leuciscidae. The record is from RefSeq and is a predicted model, not a curated record. Gene Ontology annotation, biological process: intracellular monoatomic cation homeostasis.
GCUCGAGCCACAGGAACACGGAAGCAAAUGCCGAGCGAGCGCUUGCAAACUCAUCGCUUGAAUCACCGAGGAGGGCACAAGGACAUGAGCCAAGAGCUUGGGACUAUGACUUCUGUGGAUAGUUCAUAAACCAUCAUCGUAUUAUAUCUGUACGUCCACUCAGCGCCUUUUCAUCCCUACAUUCAGGAACAGAAUGGCAUCGAUUUUGCUCACCAGGUCUCGGACUCCGUUGGUGAAAACAUCUAGGUCAUUAAAGAACGAAUUCAGAAAAGGAAAGUUGUCUGAAGGCGUAUGCUUUAACUGCACUGCACUGCGGUUAACCACAAACAGCAGCCAUGGUGCUCUUGGAGGCAGCAUGUGGCCUCAUGCCUCAUCUGUCCUGUACCUUGACAGUUCGUCAGCACUUCAGCAGCACUUGUCCAGGUCACCUCGCCUUUACUGUGCCGUCUUCGUACCUGACCCUGCCCUGCCUGUGCACACCCACUCCACAUAUUCCAGGACGCUAGCCUGGCCACAGAAUACCCCAGUCCGGUGGGUACAUACUACAGGCCGUCUCCAUGAUGAUUCAAAGGUCGAGCGUUCUUUGCGUACACUGAAAGAUCGCAAUAAAAAGCUUGAAGAGGGAGGACCGGUGUACAGUCCGACAGUGGAUGCAGAACCUGUGCGACGGACGAUACGUCAACGCGUGAUUGAUGAAGUGAAGCACUAUUAUCACGGGUUCCGCUUAUUGUGGAUAGACACGACCAUCUCUGUGCGGAUGCUCUGGAGGGUACUGAACGGACACAUUCUGUCACGCCGGGAGAGGAGACAGUUCCUGAGGACGUGUGCAGAUGUCUUCCGGCUUGUGCCCUUUUUGGUCUUUAUUAUCGUCCCAUUUAUGGAGUUUCUGCUUCCUGUUGCAGUGAAGCUUUUCCCAAACAUGUUGCCUUCCACCUUUGAGACACAGUCCAUAAAGGAGGAAAGACUGAAAAAGGAGCUGAGAGUGAAGUUAGAGAUGGCCAAGUUCUUGCAGGAUACAAUUGAGGAGAUUGCACUAAGAAACAAAGCAGCUAAAGGCAAUGUAACCGAGGAGUUCUCCACUUUCUUUCAGAAGAUCCGUGACUCUGGAGAGAGACCCAGUAAUGAGCAGAUCAUACGUUUCUCUAAACUGUUUGAAGAUGAACUGACCUUAGAUAAUCUGACCCGGCCGCAGCUGGUGGCCUUGUGUAAGCUGCUGGAGCUGCAGUCCAUUGGAACCAACAAUUUCUUGCGCUUCCAGCUUAUCAUGAAACUCAGAGCCAUCCGUGCGGACGACAAGCUGAUAGCAGAUGAGGGAGUGGACAGUUUGAAUGUGAAAGAGCUGCAGUCAGCAUGUCGUGUGAGAGGGAUGAGAGCUCUGGGUGUGACGGAGGAGAGACUUCGAGAGCAGCUUAAGCAGUGGUUGGAGCUUCAUCUCAAUCAACACAUCCCCACAUCUCUACUGCUGCUGUCCCGAGCCAUGUUCCUGCCAGACACACUGUCCCCUGCAGACCAGCUUAAAACCACACUACAGAACCUGCCAGAGAUCAUGGCUAAAGAAGCGCAGAUGAAGGUGGCAGAGCUGGACUUCUCUAAAGUGGAUAACAAGACCAAGCUGGAGGCCACUCUACAGGAAGAGGCAGCCAUCCGACAGGAAAACAGAGAGCGGGAGCUGGAGAGACUGGCAGAUGCUGCUGAGAAAGUAAAGAAACUGGCCGCAAAGGAGGGUGAGAUGGUGGAGUUGGAAGCAAAACGACGGGUGGAUGCAGAACAUUCUCUUUCCAGCGUAGACGUGGCCAUCCAUUCAGAAACACUACGAGAUACUGCACCCGUGCUGGAGGGUAUUAAGGGGGAGGAGAUCACUAAGGAAGAGAUUGACAUGCUGAAUAAUGCCUGCACCAAACUGAAGGAGCAGAAGAAUCUCCUCACCAAAGAGAAAGAAGAGCUUGAGGACCUAAAGGAUGAUGUGCAGGAGUAUAGCGAGGACCUGGAGGAGAUAAAGCGAGAGCUAUCCAAGACGGGACAGGAGAAAGUAAUGGAGUCUAAGGCAAGUCAACAUCUGUCAAAGCGAGUCAACCGCAUGAUUGGAAGAGUGGAUAAGAUCAUCACUGAGCUGGAGAAGGACAAGGUGGUGUUAGACGGACAGAUGGACAGCGGCACCACACCACCAAUUGGAUUGUUCUUUGAGAAACAUAGUGACUUGCCAAGUGUGUUCUUGUCCUACAGGGAGAAUCUGAUAAGCAUCAACGAGCUAAUUACAGUGAUGAAGCAGAUCCAGAGUAUUCCCGAACACAAGCUGCUCAGCAUCGCGGACGCACUCGACGAAAACAAAGAUGGCAAGAUAGACAUUGAUGAUGUCCUCAAGGUGGUUGAGCUGAUCGACAAGGAGGACAUCGAUAUCUCCACCAACCAGGUUGCAGAGAUCAUGGUGAUGCUCCAGAAGGAGGAGAAGUUGAUGGAGAAGGAGAAAGCCAAGGAGAAGGUCGAGAAGGAGCAGGCAGCUAAACUCCAAAACUAGACUAACCGUGAAGGGAAUGGAAGAGAUCCUGAAGCUUUUUCAGGUCUAAUAAUAUGCUCAGAUUCAGAGCGAGGCUAAAAACAGUGCUGACCUUCGCUCUUUGCUUUGUUCAAGUAAGACUAUUGUAUAAUCAAUGAAUUGAGGGAACUGUAUUUAUUAGAAAGCAGGAGUAGUUUAGUAUGGAGCCCUGUACUGAAAUUGAGGCCAUAAAUUAAGAAAAAGUUCCCAACAUUUGUUCCCUUGUUGAGGGUUAAAUGAUUUCCAUAUUGUACUAGUUUGUUCCCAUUUAUUGAUUUGCUCCCUCGCUUUAUUUAAAUUGGGGCAACAAAGUAGUACAAAGUGGAACUAUUUAAUAGGUGGUGGCUACGAUAUCUUACUUUUCCCUCAAAUUUCAUGUGCACUGCACCCUUAAAUUCAGAGAUGAAUUUUGAAAAGGCCCCUUCUUAUAGGUUGAGCGAGUCAUUUCUGCGCCACUACUGGCACAAAACAAACUGUGUGUUUGAGCGGACUUAUUGGGUUGGACAUAAUACUAACAGCUCAACCAAUAGCGUGAGUUUGGGGAGGAGUUAUCAGUCAUUACUUUUGUGGCACAGAAAUUGCACGCUUCAGCUAUAAGAUGCAAAAAAUUGACUUUGAGAGUACCGUAAAUUUACACCCAGUGAUGUCAUUUCCUGAGAUCUGAGGUAAUUUCCUCUCUUUUGCACAAUACAUCACCUGUCACCAUCAUUCCACUACUCAUUCAGUUUGAUUUAAUUGCAUUUUUACUUCUUUUCAGUUCACAAUCUUUUUUCAUGAGCUUGCUGAAUGUUGCGCAGAAGACAUUGAUAUCAUCUCACUCAUGUUUAUUCAGUAACCAAAGGUUUGUUGCAGAUUUUAUGCUUCAUUUAUACUUGUACAUACACAUUCAAGCCACCAAGCACUGAAGCUUCAUGUCACACACCAAAGGUAUGAAAUUGUAUUGGGAUCUAUAUCUUCGGCACUUUUUUGGACUGACUUGAAGACAGUAGCAGAGUUAGAUUUAUAGAUUUUGAUGUGCGUUGUUUAUUCAGCUUUUAUCUUGGGGUGAUUUCAGCAUCACAUUUACAUUGUGGCCUUAGCAAAUCCCUCAAAAUCAAAUCAAGGCAAUAAAUUGAGAUAAUAAUAUUUAACAGUUCAACAUUGCUAGUAUUUGCAUUGCACAGUAAAUAUCUGUGCAUUGGGCGUCUCUGUUAGCUGGCUUGGAUUAAUGAUAGAUGAUUUGUGAGUGUAUGUAUGUGUGAAAGAGUACCUUGGAACCUGAGAGGUCAGUGCAGACAGAAUCAGCUCAGCCAUCUAGUCAGUAUGUGGCCUGGUUGAUCGCUUAUUCCUUACAUGGAGAGAGCGGCAGCAGUCGUUCUCAUUGCAGAGCACCUACACUAACUGGAAUGUGUCAAUCAGCUUGAGACUCGCACGCUUACUGGUGGCGUGAGUCUGGAAGCAUAGUUUCACAGGGCACAUAAGGCCGGGAAUACAUCAUCUUAACCCUAAACAUGUCAUGGCGAGGGACCAGCAUGUCUAACCUCAAAGCACAGUUCCUGUGCUGUGUCUCAGACAGAGUGUCUAGGUGCCUAUUUCACAUCGUGUCCCUUAUAGGGAUAGUUCACCCAGAAAUAACUAUUUUAUUUUGUAAAACACAAAAUGAGAUGAUUAAAUAAAAAAUUCUCACUGCAUAGGACAAAAAAAAAUGAUGACAAUUUUCGAUUUUGGGUGAACUGUCCCUAACUUACCCAGGGGACCCUUAAUUAUAGUAAUGGCAUUUAGGCCUUUAACUAUGUUUAUGAAUUAGUAUUAUCAUACCGUACGAUAGAAAAAAAAUCCCACGUUUUCCGUUUUUAUUGAGCGAGUAUUUAAUGCUAAUGUAUAAUUGCACUAUAUUCCGAACUUUAAUUUUCCUAUUUGGCGUGUCGAUCUAGACUCAGGAAGAUGCAUGUAAUGUCUGUUUGCACAUUGAGAUGUAUUUUGGGGAAACUUGCACACUUGAAUUUUUAAAGUGGUAGAUAUGAUGAAUUUUGUAGAAAGGUAUAAAGGUACCUUGCCGAUUGUGUUUUGUUUUGCGAUUUUUAAAUUUAAGUUCUCAGAUUAAUUUAUAAAAGAUAGCGCAUGUGCACGUAAGUGACCACAGACUGAAUGGAUUAAAGAUAUGAUGUAAUUAUGCCUGGAAACUAAUUUACUGCUUAAGUUCAUUUAAACGGAUUGAAUAUAUUAUUUAUUUUCCCCUUAUAAGGCCCGUACUUUGUGUCUUAGUAUUUUUUUUUUUGACUAUUCUGUAUUUGUUAGAAGGUUCAAGACCUAAAUACUGUUACGCUAGUUAAUUUGAAGACUAACCAAUAAUUGUGAAAUAAGUGAUGUGUAAAAAGGUUUUUGAAAAUCAGUAUGACUCAAAAUAAGACAUUUAUUUUGUUGUAAAUAUACUAUUUACAUACAAGUGGUUCCAAAGUCAAAUAAAAUCAAACUGAUCU